AUGAGCAAUCCAAAUAGACAAGUGUUUGUGUAUUACGGCCAACGCAAUCCCGAACAUUACAAUCAGUUUUUUAAUCCUAACAUCUGUCACGUUUGCAAAUCGGUGGACAAAGGCAAUCUGAUAUUGUGUAAUCGUUGCUGCUUGAUAUCGUACUGUAGCGAUCAGCAUAAAGAUCAACACCACUCGGAACACCAGGAAAUCUGUAUGAUUGUAACGCAAGUUUUGCAAGUGACACCGCAGAGGGACACGCGCACGUUCAGCAACUGGCAACAAUGGAUCCAAUCGAGGAAAGAAGCGAUGGAAACGAUCCAGCAGAAAUUUUACCGUCCAAUGGAGAGGUACGAGAGGCAAAUGAUCUUGUGGUCGAAAACGUGUGUUGUUUGUUACCAACAGGCCGGACUGAAAACAUGCCAAAGAUGCUACUCCGCUAAUUAUUGCGAUAAGCACGCGAAAGCUUUUCGCACGAGACACAAUGACGCCCUGUGCGAUCGGCUGAUGUUAUUGCUCAAUAUAGAUAUCAAAACUAUCUCUGGUCAUACAGCUAAUAUAUCGUACGGAUUCCUCCCAUUUGUUCAUGAGAGGAGCCGUUUCGAAGAGAUGCUUGAAUUUUGUAUGGACUAUGUAUUGAGGCGAAGAAGGACACACGUGGAUUGGCUCGCUAAAGACUACGUUCGGUCUGAUUACCUUUCGGGACCAUUGACGAUCUAUUCUGGACUGAAAAGUUUGAAUUUAUUAUAUAUUUUACGGCGGCCUGUUAUUGUCAUUCAUAUUUUAGGUUCUAAUUCCUUGGAUAGACGCGAUGUAUCCGCUUGGGAAAUCUUGUUACACCUUGUACCUGAAAUUACAAAUCUAGAAAUUGUAAUGAUAGGACCGAAAUUAGAGCAUGUCCGUUACGAAUGUGUCGAUCUUUGUGAGCAAUGUGUAAAUAGCAAAAAGGAGUAUUCUGCUUACGCAGUCCCUAUGUUGUAUUACGAUUAUAUAGAGUCGGCCAGUAUAUAUGGAGAUCCAGAUGUGAUCAUAGGAUUUCAUAUAGAUAUUAAGAAUGAGGACAGGUGGUUAGAAUCUGUAUUUCUAAUGUUUGAUCUAAUUCGUCCGCUAUUUUUAAGUUUUUCGUGUGAAGAAAAAGCCCUAAGAAACAUAAGUAAGAUACAAGAAAUUAUCGGGAUGAAUAUAGAGCCUACUUUUAGCGAAAGGAAUCACUUUUGCGGCCUCGCCCCGCACAGAGACAUCGAUACCGGCAAUACGUAUUUUCGUAACGAACAUUUAAUCAUUUACAAUAAUAUUGCACUCAUACCUUCGGACGUGCCCAGUGACUGA
Messenger RNA from Dinoponera quadriceps, 1317 nucleotides. RefSeq lists its product as uncharacterized. Gene Ontology annotation, cellular component: extrinsic component of mitochondrial inner membrane. The record is from RefSeq and is a predicted model, not a curated record. The transcript has a single exon. The coding region runs from base 1 to 1317 and encodes 438 amino acids. NCBI's taxonomy places the organism in Eukaryota, Metazoa, Arthropoda, Insecta, Hymenoptera, Formicidae.